GAUCUGUUCACCAUCAAUAGCCUCAUUUUAACGCAGGGAUCAAUAAAUAUGCGAAAAUCUACUUCUGGAACGACUCCUGCACGCGGAGGCUCGAGGCCCGUGAAAUCAACGGUCGUCGGUGCGCGCUCAACCACAUCGCCAAAAACCACUAGUACUUCAUCAUCAGUUCGUGGUAAUUCUGCAUCUACUUCUACCAGGAAAAUUUCGCAGGCAAAUUCUACUCCUUCGAAGAGUCUUUCCCCUAAAGAAAAGUCUCCACGAACGUCAAGAUCCCCUUCACCUUCGGCAUCCACCAGGACAUCGUCAAAGCCAUCAAUUAAGGAUGUCAUCGCUCAAGCUAGAUUACGAAAAGUCAAUAACAAAGCGAGUGAACAAAAUGAAGAAUCAGAAUCAGGUUCUAAAAGUUUGAAUGUUAUCGUCAAACAGGCAAAAUCUUCUGGCCGUAUAAAUAUUUCCCAUCGUUCUCUUAAAACGAUCCCAGAAGAAGUGUGGAAAAUGUACGAGGUCGAUCCUAAAUCCAUCACCAUUGAUUUCAGUGGUGGUGGUUCUGACGUGUGGUACGAAACUGUUGACCUCGUGAGAAUGGUAGCCGCGGACAAUCAGUUAGAAUCAAUCGAUAAAAGAAUUGUGGAAUUCAAUGCCCUCGCGUUCAUCGAUUUUCACAACAAUCAUCUAUCCACUCUUCCUGACGGGUUUGACGAAUUACAAAAACUGGAAUCUCUCAAUCUCUCAGUAAAUCGGUUCACCGAACUCCCAAAAUGUUUGACUACUUUGUCAUCACUUGUUGAGUUACAACUUGCCUCAAAUAACUUGUCUGGAAUAUUAGAUAGCUCUUUUGGAAAUUUGGUUAGAUUAGAAUUACUCGACGUUUCAUCAAAUGAAAUAACGGGCCUUCCGAGAGAAAUCGAAAAAUUAACAAAUUUGCGUAAGCUUAAUAUUUCAAAGAAUAAGCUGAAAGAAAUUCCCGGAAUGGCCAUAAGUGAAAUGAAAAACUUGGAAGAACUUGAAGCCAGUGAAAAUCAAUUGGAAGUAGUAUUCACGGGGCUCGAAGGACAAACUGUCACCCUACCGUCGUUAAAAAGAUUGAACGUCAGGCAGAAUCGGCUGAAAGCACUAGACGACUCACUUAACGCAACCAUUUUUCAUCCAGCAAUUAAGUUACCAAAGAUAAAGGAGUUGCUCGCUUCGCUCAAUCGAAUCGAAUCUUUUGGUCCCUUAUUUCAUACCACGCCGGUUCUCGAGAUUCUUGACAUUGGAGAUAAUAAAUUGAGCGAAGUUCCUGAAGGAUUGAUUGCUCUAAAAGGGCUGAAACGGUUGGAUUUAAGUAAUAAUGAUCUCAAAUUAUUACCGGCGGAAUUAGGAAUGUUGACAAGUUUGGAUUUCUUGGGUUGGGAGGGCAACCCCCUGAAAAACGCACCAAAGGGUCCAAAAUCCACCGCGGCAUUAUUGAAAACUUUAAGGGAUCGAUUGACUACUGUUGACUUUGGAAACAUGGACGGUCCUACAAUUCCUGAAAGUACACCAAUACCACCCAUCGGCCGCGGGCGUAACGGUAAGAGAUCAUCCGAUGAGACUGGUGUGGAAACUUCCGGUAAAUUAGGAGUUAUCAGCAUGCAGGGAAUUAAAUCGAAGACAUUAGACCUCGCAAGGAAAAAUUUAACGGACUUAUCGGAGGAAGAUUUAAAAGAACUUCCAUUUGAGCCUUCGACAAUACUUCUCGGGUUCAAUCUGUUCCAGUCAAUUCCAAUUGGAUUCAAGUUGUACCAGGAUAGCAUCACCUGUUUUCAGCUAGAUCACAACAAAUUCACUGAAUUCCCAACAUUCGAAGAUAAGUCCGUAGUCUUCCCAAAUGUCGAUAGAUUAGAUCUCUCUGUGAAUCAGAUUACCUCCUUACCCGAUGACUCAAAGCCAACAUCAUUCCCUAAUUUGCAAAUUCUAAAUGUGAAUAAUUGCCGCAUCACGGCAUUGCCAGCAAAACUUCC
This is a messenger RNA of Acaulospora morrowiae, 1982 nucleotides long. The record is from the annotation of a GenBank genome assembly. Lineage: Eukaryota; Fungi; Glomeromycota; Glomeromycetes; Diversisporales; Acaulosporaceae.